Tilletiaria anomala UBC 951 is the source of this 777-nucleotide messenger RNA. RefSeq lists its product as uncharacterized. Bases 114 to 686 code for a protein of 190 amino acids. The record is from RefSeq and is a predicted model, not a curated record. The transcript has 3 exons. NCBI's taxonomy places the organism in Eukaryota, Fungi, Basidiomycota, Exobasidiomycetes, Georgefischeriales, Tilletiariaceae.
AGCAAGCUCGAGGUUAGUCCGCCGAGGUGACAGGGCCAACCAUCCUUCCCAUGUCAUCUGCCCUCAUCCCGACCGCAUAUAGGCAGGGAAUGCUGACGCUCUAGCACGCAUGCAUGCAUGUUCUACUUCCACUGCCAGGAAUUCGGGAUCAGCGCGUCCGACUGCCGCAAACUCGCCGAGUCGGGCUUCUACACGAUCGAGGCGAUCGCUUUCACGCCCAAAAAGGCACUGCUCAACGUCAAAGGCAUCUCGGAGGCGAAAGCGGACAAGAUCCUUGCGGAAGCAUCCAAGCUCGUCCCGAUGGGCUUCACCACCGCGACCGAGUUCCACCAGCGCAGAAACGAGCUGAUCACCAUCACGACGGGCUCCAAGAACCUCGACGGUAUACUCGGCGGCGGCAUGGAGACCGGCAGCAUCACCGAGCUCUUUGGCGAGUACCGGACCGGCAAAAGCCAGCUGUGCCACACCCUUGCGGUGACGUGCCAGCUACCGAUCGACAUGGGUGGAGGGGAAGGCAAGUGCCUUUUCAUCGACACGGAAGGGACUUUUGUGGCGCCCUGUGCGCCUCUUGGCUGUUGCUGAGCGCUACGGCCUCAAUGGCGAGGAGGUGCUGGACAAUGUCGCGUAUGCGCGGGCAUACAAUGCAGACCACCAGCAACAGCUGCUCGUACAAGCGUCCGCGAUGAUGGCCGAGUCACGAUUCUCGCUACUCAUCGUCGACUCGCUCACCUCACUCUAUCGGACCGACUUCUCCGGCCGAGGCGAGCUCUCCGCGCG